AUGAGUUCAUGGACCUCUGUGGCUACUGCUAUCGCAGCAGGCUUGGGGGCACUCCUUCUUGAUUUCAUUAGACAGGGAGCAGAAUCAAGAGCUUUACGAUGGUCUGCCGAGCAGCUCAAGACGGUCACUGGAAUGAGAGUCAUCCUUGAAGAUAUGGCAACAAAGAAGAAUCGAUUCCGCUAUAUUAAUCCUUUCACAUAUCUUAAUGGUAGUCUCCAGGAUUCUUAUCUUGGAGAAUUCUCCACAAGCAGAUCCGUAAGAGUGAAUAUCUUCCGAAAAUUAGGGGGAAUAUUUCCAUACCCACCUCAAGAUGAUAUCGAGGACACUGAUCGCCCAGGCAACCAAGAAGGGGAGCUUAGUACAUGGCAAGCUGAAGAUUUAAAUCAAGUAGAAUCGGCCAAUACUAGUCAGACAGUCUCCGUUUCUGAUGGCGCCCUUCAAGGUCGCACAGUGAUACCAAGUGAUUCGGUUGCCAACAAAGAAGAUUUGGUACAAGAAUGGCUUCAAGUCUCAUCAUCUCCCACGACGGAUUCAUUCACUGAUGCAGGAGAUCAGGGUGAGGUGGCUUUGCCGAGUCUUCAUGUUCCAAAAGCAAUCGCCUUUGAUCAGCUUGCAAUCCUUGGUCGCGGUUCGUAUGGAGAAAUAUCCCAAGUGAGACAGCGAGGUACCAACAAAAUCUAUGCACAGAAGAAGGUCUACCUCCCGCCCCGAAAUCUUGACAAUUCUGAAAGAAACCACAUUGAGAAUAUGGUCAAGGAAGAGUUCGAAAUUAUGCAAAGGCUUUCACAUGACCACGUUCCUCAAGUUGCUCUACAAACUGUAGAAGAGGAAACCUUUAGCAUACUCAUGUUGACGGUAGCUGAUUGUGAUCUUCGUCACUUUCUGGAGAGGUGCACGAAUCAAGAUUAUCCCAAGCAAGAGCUAGGUCAUUUGACGUCCUGGUUCGGAUGUCUCGCUACCGCAGUAACGUACGUUCAUUCGAAGCACAUCCUGCAUGGAGACAUCAAGCCAAGCAACAUUCUGGUAGACGUCAACCUGCGACCAUAUCUCGCAGACUUUGGCUGUGCUGAAGACCUCUUGAAGUCUAAGUCUGCCUCCAGCACACGCGAAAUUGCGAUAGGCACACCGGUCUAUCGGUCUCCAGAGUGUCCGUCGAGAGGCCAAGCUGGUGAUGUCUUUCAACUAGGUUGUGUCUUUUCAGAAAUGCUCACCGUAACGCAACGACGUUCUUUAGAGGACUAUCGAGCCUAUCGAGCCUUCCGCUAUUCGUCAGGUGCGAUUGUUUCCCACGCAUUCCGGGAAGACCUACCUCGAGUUUGUCAGUGGAUACGUGGUUUAACAGAUGAAAGAGAUGAAACGGGCAGGUCUCCUGUGGUAGGAGAUGUGGCAUGA
Molecule: messenger RNA, 1392 nt
Organism: Bacidia gigantensis
Lineage: Eukaryota; Fungi; Ascomycota; Lecanoromycetes; Lecanorales; Ramalinaceae
Exons: 2
Coding region: 1-1392 (463 amino acids)
Biological process (GO): protein phosphorylation
Molecular function (GO): protein kinase activity; ATP binding
Source: RefSeq, a predicted model, not a curated record